AUGACCCACUGCAGUGACAAUGACGAGCAGAGUGAUGACGGAGCAGAAAAACCCAACAAGAGCCAGAAGAAGAGAAGUAAAGGAGAAAAGCAUGUGUCUUUCCCUCCCGAUGGGCAGAUGGUGUCCGGCUUUGCUGAGCACAGGGACACUGACAGAAAGGUUGACAGCUGCCUCACCUUGACAGAGGUAAUGGUGGCGUACCAGCAGAGCUGCAGCAGACACCAGGUCCAACCCAGAGAGCACAUCCUGCAGCAGCUCCAGCAGGGUGUGUGUGUAGGUGGCAGUGUGAAAUGUCUGGAUCUCAAAGGUGAGCGAUUAGACCACCGCUCCUGUGAAGCUCUGGAAGUCGUUCUGAAAUCGCUGCACUUUGAUUUCAUCAAUCUGCAGGCAGCCCAACUGGAAGGAAAUGGAGCAUCGUCCUUGCUGGAUAUGAUUUUGUACUAUGAAUCUACAACCCAUCUUGACAUUUCUGACAACAGCAGUAUGGGAACAUUGUGUUGGAGGGCCCUCGCUCAUUUGAUAAAGCAGAGUGUACGUCUGUGCAGGCUGGAUGUGUGUAAUGUGCCCAUGGUUGACUACCCGUCCCAGUCUCUAUCUAAAGCUCUGCUGACCAGCCGGCUCACAGUACUGCACCUUCACAAUGCCCAGCUCAGCGGCAUGCCACUCUACACACUGGUUGGUGCACUGAAGUCAAACAAGGCUUUGCAAGAACUCCACCUUACCAACAACCUGCUGAACAGCUACCAGGACGCCCUGCAGCUACGGGACCUGCUGCGCUACAACACCACUUUACACACACUGGAGCUCAGCAGAAAUGUUGUAGCAGAUGCUGGUUUGGAGGAGCUGUGUGAUGGUCUGAGGUGGCAGACGGCAGGUGUGAGGGUGCUACUGCUGAGGAACAAUCAGAUCACUGCAAAUGGCAUGGUCCAUCUGGCCAAGGCUCUGCCCGUGCUGAAGGUCCUGCAGGUCCUGGACUUGGGUGAGAACCUCCUGGGGAACGAGGGGAUCCAGGUGAUCAGGGAGCCUCUGAUGGUGAACUGCUCGCUGCUGCAGCUCGGCCUAGCCCAAGGCCACAUCACAUGUGAAGGUGCUGUGGCGUUGGCAGAGUUCCUUGCAGAGAGUCGUCAGAUUCAGCGGCUCGACCUCCGUCAGAAUGAGGUGAAAGUUGGAGGCCUGAUGGCCUUGUGUCUGGCCCUGAGGAUCAACCGUUCUCUUGCUAGCCUGGAUUUGGACCACAUCCCCCCACAGGAGCAGCUCCCUGUUCCAGUACUCCCUGUUGAGCUGCAGCAGUACCCUGUUUCUGUUCCCCCGACCAAUCUGCGGCAGACCCAUGAUCCUGCUGCCGAGCCACAACAGAACCCUGAUCCUGCAGAAGAGCUGAGGAAGACCCCUGAUCUUGGUGCCGGGCUGCGGCAGUUCCCAGUUCUCCCUGCUGAGCUGCGCCAGUACCCUAUUCCUGUUCCCCCUGCCGAGCUGCGGCAGAUCCCCGAUCCUGCUGCGGCAGAGCUUCUCCACCCUUUGUUACUGUAUCCUGGUCACCCUCCUGGUCAGAUAAAAGUUUUGGCCCAGCUCCUAAGCUGUUCCUCUGAGUUGCCCUGCUCCACCUCUACCCUGCCCCUAGACAAUCUGCCUGGGAAUCUUGCUCUGCUCCUGUCCAGUUACCCCUUUUUGGUUUCGUGGCCACUUUGA
This is a messenger RNA of Cottoperca gobio, 1689 nucleotides long. Its product is annotated as protein phosphatase 1 regulatory subunit 37. The record is from RefSeq and is a predicted model, not a curated record. The coding region runs from base 1 to 1689 and encodes 562 amino acids. The transcript is spliced from 11 exons. Gene Ontology annotation, molecular function: protein binding. Lineage: Eukaryota; Metazoa; Chordata; Actinopteri; Perciformes; Bovichtidae.